Molecule: messenger RNA, 303 nt
Organism: Drosophila subobscura
Lineage: Eukaryota; Metazoa; Arthropoda; Insecta; Diptera; Drosophilidae
Product: protein new-glue 1-like
Exons: 1
Coding region: 12-293 (93 amino acids)
Source: RefSeq, a predicted model, not a curated record
GCGAAUCCAAAAUGAAAUUCCUGUUCGUAGCCGCCCUCAUUGCUCUGGCCAUCCAGGUGACUCUGGCGCAGACUUCACCUGCAACAACGGAGGCAGCAACAGCUACAACGACCGUUGCAUCCGCAGCUACAACAACGACGACAGCUGCCUCAGUGACCACAGCCACGACUAAGAAAACAACAAGGAGAUGCUGGAGGGGAAACAAUUGGUGCAACACCCGCCAGCAGGUGAAGUGCAAGAACCCCAAGAAGUGCAUCAAGACCAUUGUGGUGGUGCGUCGCAGGAGGAACUGAGUGAUCUGAA